AUGUUAUGUCUCAUUCAGGAUGAAGAUGUUGUUGUCAUUAAAGUUCAAGAUAUAUAUGGGAUGGAUGAGGAGUCCUUUAGGGAAGAAGAACUUCCUCCAGAGGUGGCUGAAGAUGGACGGUGUAAUGGGAGUAGUCCGGAGAAGCACCCCGUCAUUUGCCUGGAUAGUGAAAUAGAUGACGAUGACUUCCCUGAGGACUGUCCGGUGGAAAAUCCCUUCACCCCAAAUCUUCAUCCCGUACAUUACACCAACGAUCUGUCAUGUGACCCUUCUACACAUCGGUGGUGCUCACCCGAUCCACCACAUCCCAUCAUGCACUAUUCAGCCCUCACGGUGGGCGAAAUGUCCCACGGCUCUGAAUGCAGCCGACAUUUAUCUCCGAGGGAAAACCAUUUACACCGGAGAUCCCAAACGGGUUCAAAAAAGUUUGAAUGUACUGAAUGCGGGAAAUGUUUCACGCAGACGUCCCACCUGGUGACCCACCAGAGGAUCCACACGGGGGAAAAGCCGCAUUCGUGCCCCAUUUGUGGGAAAUGUUUCAACGAUAAGUCCUAUCUAGUCACCCAUCAGAAGAUUCACACGGGGGAAAAGCCUUUUUCCUGUUCGGACUGCGGGAAAUCCUUCGCCAAGAGGUCCAACCUGGUUAGGCAUCAAAGGAUUCACACGGGGGAGAAGCCUUAUUCUUGCUCUCAGUGCGGGAAGUGCUUCACGUGGAAGCCCUCCCUUCUCUACCACCAGAUCAAGCACUCCAGUGACAAGCCCAUUUCCUUUCCCAAUGUCAGGGGGGUGGUUUCACCAGAAUCACUUCUUGCCGGGCUUCCAGGAUGGGAUCCAUGUUCCCGGUUGGCAACAGUGGUCAACCCUUGCUCUACGUCGGAUAAGUGA
Messenger RNA from Nanorana parkeri, 885 nucleotides. Its product is annotated as zinc finger protein 300-like. Lineage: Eukaryota; Metazoa; Chordata; Amphibia; Anura; Dicroglossidae. Gene Ontology annotation, biological process: regulation of transcription by RNA polymerase II. The coding region runs from base 1 to 885 and encodes 294 amino acids. The transcript has 2 exons. The record is from RefSeq and is a predicted model, not a curated record. Gene Ontology annotation, molecular function: DNA-binding transcription factor activity, RNA polymerase II-specific; RNA polymerase II cis-regulatory region sequence-specific DNA binding.